AUAUCAUUGACGGGUAAUUUUUACGGCGACGAGUCACAAGAAGUGGAAGAGGCUUCAGAUCUUGAUCUGCAAAGCCAAAAUAUAAGAUCCAUGUAGAAAAGAAUCCAAACUGUUUAGCAAAGAACGAAAGCAGAACCAAAUGGCUCAACUGCAGAACGAGGGCCGCGGAGACCAGGCCGCGGCCGGUCGGAACAACAAUGACAACAGCGGCACCGUUUGGCGCGUGACGCAGUUCUUCCUGCUUUGUUUUCUCGGGUUCACCUUUGGCUACGGGUUCUUGGAAGACUUCGUUCCUAUGGCGUUCUCAACCGUUGCGUUCUUAGCUGUUACAUGGAUUUGUAAUGCAAGAACAGCAACAGUAAAAGUGGCAACAUUGCAGCUUUCGCAUCACAGAUUUGCCACAGAUUAUCACGCUGCUUAGCCCUUCGAAAAUUUGUCAUGCUAAGCACCUUGAUCGAGUGGAGGCUGAUGGCAGUUUUGCAUGACAAAUCCGUGUAACAAGUGAGAAUGUAACAGUUGAGAGCGCCAUAAAUCCAGAGGCCUGGUUGCAGCAUGUGCCCGACUUUUUUCUGCCCUGGGAAAAGGGGGAGGAAUGGUUUGGCAUAUUAUUUGGAACAUCUUCAAGAAGUGAUGUGGGAAAUGAUGUAAACGGCCAGGAAGGUGCAGCAGCUCAAGGUGAAACAUCUACUUCUACCGGAACUACAACUCCGCAGAACUACGGUCUGUACACCAUUCUUGGCAUGUUGUUCCUCAUUUUCUCGCUUUCGAUGUAUGUCGAAAGCACGUCGCUGCGCAUUCGGGCGAGGCAGGAAGCCGAAGGGUAUGUGGUGACCAGAAGUGAGACGCACCAGCAUUUGCAACAGCGCGAGCAGCAGUCGAGUAGCAAAAUGAAUGGUGCCAGCUCGGUGCACACCGGUCGUUGUACUAGUGCGGGAAACAGCAGCACGAGCAGCGUUGCAUCAAAAGCGUCUAGUAGUUCUCGCGGCGAUCCAGCGCAACCAACCAGGGCUACGUUGACGUCCACGACGACGGCCACAAAAGCAGGCACAACUGCCCAAGCGGAAAGGUCUCACAUGUACUACUUCGAUGUUCUGCUGAAAAUCUUCCGCACCGUAUGACAAUGCACAACUCCCUACUCGUCAUGCAAAACCCCAAAUCCUGUUGGCUUGGGGCCUCGUGGCACUGUUUGCAUUCCUCAAGCCGAAACAGUACUACACUCGGCGCGCGAACUUGUCACGCACAGGCUCCAUGUGUGUUGCUGGUUGUGAUGCUGUUCAUGCCAUACAAAUGAGGGUGACGGGGAGGUGUGCUCUAUCAUACGCCAUCUCCUCCCACUGCAGUCGGAGGAACAACAGCCGAGACCAGAUUGAUUUCACGAAGCAGAGCUUGUAUCCUGCGCAAAAAUUGUACUGAUCACAGUUAUGCAUGACAAAAUUCAACUUUCUAGCCGAAUUAGUAUUAGAAUGACAAGUUGCACUUCCAUUUCUGUUCUUGAGAAAAUUUGUAAUGCAAUUCAUAGUCAUACCAGUAUGAUACUGUUGCGAUGCAUAGCUCCAAAUACUGGCUCCGAAUCCGGCGGUCCGGCCUGACCUACAAAGACCCGUUCUGGCGAGACCAAGCGAACAAGAAACCGCGUGCCAUGUGCAUGAGCGACGGGAACAACUACUGCCUCUUCAGCAGGAACGAUCGGCACCACCCGAGGAUUAUGGUGAAGUGUUUCUUCAAGAAAUUGUGGAAGAGGUGCCAAUAUGCACUGCAAAAGUAUCGUACUAAUGUAAAUCGCAUGAAAAAAUUCCUCAGCGUGAGAAAUGAAAUUUGAAGUGCAAGUGCGAAUUUAACCUGGCAAAAAAAAUUGUAAUGCAUAAAUGCGAUUAGUACGAGUGUGAUACUUUCGCAAUGCAUAGCCAAGAAUUCGCUCUGAACGCAAAGUACGUUCACUGUCACGACCUAUGAAUUGCAAAGUCAUAUUUCUGGUUCUGGAGAAGUGCAGCUUGUGUUGCGUACUAUCUAGGGUGCCUGUAAAAUGAUCAAUGAUCUUCUGUGUUUGUCAUGAAGAAACGUCACUUGUCAUGGAAAUGGAUGCUUGCAACGCUCCAAAGGACGUUGUAAAAAUUUGUCAUGCUUGGCUGCAAGUACAAGAAUAGAAGUGUUUCCCGCAUUCGCAACUCAGCACCACAGGUUUAUAAUUCCAGACCCAGAAAUAGUCGCUCUGCAACUGCAUAAAACCGGGACGUGAGCAACAACGGGUCCGACGAACGGUGCAAUUUCAAUUUGCCAGACCACAUUUACCUGAACGAACUUCGAACAAAAUGUGGCUUUUCCAAACGACAGUACCAGAACCUCUGGCGGCUUACCGGACCGCUCGCGACGCUAUCAACUGCAAAAAAUACUCGCUUGGGUCCUCUGGAGUAGUACUGUACAACUUGCAAGAAUGCUGAAGUCCUGUACAUCAGCUCCCGAAGUUUGUAAUGCAUGUUGCAGAAAAAUACCAGCGUUGAUGUUCUUUCUCUGUCAUGCAAGAACGCAGUUUCUUAAUGCGCGCGCUCCGCACCAGCAAAGGCCCAGAUGACAUAUUUGCAACGCAUAGUAGCUUUUCCUGGUGAAGCAGGGAAGACGGGACCCACCGCUCUGGAACUUUGACUGCGCGACCGUAUCGAGGAAAAAAUGACACUGUGUGACUGUAACAAGUUUGUAAAUGCAAAACAUGCAAAGCAUCUACGCUUGUAGUUAUGCCGGAUAAACAUGAACUUCUUCUCCGUUUCCUGCUAUGCGUUUUCACGUACAAGUUUAUGUUGCAUUGAGUCAGGCUUUGGCUACUUUAUUCUGAAUCAUUAUAAACAAGAACAAAUUUGUCAUGCUCUGAGCACUUUGCUGGAGUUUGUUACACUAAAACCGUUUUUUCCAACUGCAUAGACCGUCACGGGGGAUUACCACGGGAAUGUCUUGCAGACCGGCCCGCUCCGGCCCAGCCGCACCUUCGGAUGCUUGCAGAGGCACUGGGAAAGCCGGAUUUGGUAUUUGGAAAACGAGGGAGUGGAGGGGGUCAAGAUAUUUCGAUGGGACAAAGAGAAAGACUGGGGUGUGAAAGAAUAGAAAAGUGGUGAAGUGAAUUAAUAUGAGAUGUAGCUAGUUGUUCUGCUUCUGCAUCUGCUAGUUGAAGACAUGCUCUUCUGUUUUCAAGCCUUUAUGUACCAAUGGCGCAAUUCACUCCUGAAUUCCACUAACUUAAUUCAGAACUACGAUAGUGGUGCAAUGCUGAGUCUAUUUUUCCGAGAGAGGUUCACUUUUGUAGUUUUCAGGUUGCGUGAAACUAUGAGGUUACCCGUACAACAAGAAGGUCUACAAACGCGUACACGGUUUUUUUUUUUCCGCUAACAGUGAUAUCGUCCGAAUUUGUUUCACCGUUUAGAAGUUUCUGUCAAGAACUUUUAUGGCGACGAAGAUUUUUGCCGCGGCCUUCCAUUCUUCGUCCAAGACCACUCUGAACUUAUUUGAUUGAUUUGCUACUGCUUUUGAAUUGUCUGCUGAAAGUAAAACCACUACGACACAGCAAGAUCACCCAUUUCUCAUGGGAGAAAUCUGAAAAAAAAAAUGAUGUUAUUUGGUUUGCGAACUUAUUUCACGCACUGCUUUUCGAAAAAUUCAGCCGCUUCUUCUCCAGACAAGUUUUUGCCAUUGGUUCCGCUUCUGUGGGACCUUGACAGGUGGUGGAACGCGAUGCGACUAUAAUCCGCGCGUUGGGAAAAGCAGUGCGACGCUGAAAUUGGGCCGCUAGCAAGUGACUUAAGACAAAGAGCGACCAACAGAGCGAACCCUCUAAAUGAGCGACGACGGAUGUGUCUCUAUCGUGAGAAUAAAGAAAAAUGUCGUGGAAUAAGACAAAAGAAAUUAUACGAAGAAUAUACUCAAGAAACAUCUUCGAGUACUGUUGGGGACUGUCGCAGACAUGUGCAAAAUGCUUCGCGGGAGGACCGCGGGGCCAACGACGCGCUCACCUGGUCAAGGUGAUGGCGGACGGACAGGGCCGGCUAGCCCUGACCUUUUGAUGUAAUUAAAGGCAAAGCCUCUGCCACAGCCUUAAUAGAUGCAGUUACGAAGCCUGGAGUCGUCAUGAAGAUGCUGACUCCAGGCUGCUGCGCGUGCAUUCAGAGGUCCACUGUGGCAGCUACCAAGCCUAUCUGGGGGCCAUUUGGGUAGAUAUCAAGCGGGGGUGAGAGGGCAUCGGGGCAGCUUUUUGGGUUGGUGACACGAGUGGUGACACGGGGCGGUGACACGGAGCCAAAAAAAUCGCGAAUUUCGUGUCACCACGAGCUGUGACAGUCGAUGGUGACACCAGAAAUCGCCCCGGUGACAGCCGACUUGUGCUCCGUGUCACCGGGCUCGAUUUUGAGCCCGGUGACACCAAGAGUGCCACCGUGUUUAGCUCUCAAACUUGGCCGAAAUUAUCGGAAUCUCGGGAAUUCUGACACUUUGGCGAAUUUUUUGCCAAAAAGUCAGCUUUUUCCCGGAUUCCAAAAAAGCAGAAAAGUGUCAAUGUGGUUUGACUUGAUAGGGUGGGGGUUGUGGGCGUGCCUAGGGCACAAACACGCUAUAGCCUGUUUAAAUCUGCCCAAAUGUGUGAGCUGUUGGGCGCCGCGUUUAGCCUCCCUGCGCCGGGCAGCCGGCCGAAAAGAAAACGACGCCAAUCCCUCCACCCGACGCCUCUAUAUUGGCGAUCCUUUCCGCGGCAAACUGCUCGCGUGUCACCAGAAAGUCACCACAUACAUUUCUGACGGGUGUCCAAGCUCUAAAGGACCGCGGGGCCAACGACGCGCUCACCUGGUCAAGGUGAUGGCGCGACAGGCGCUGCGUCUUCUUCUGAACAAGCGAAUACUGUCCAGCAAAGGGCGGAAAUCGAGAUGGGUGGUUCUAUAUGCACUGUAAAUAUGUCUGGGUCUGGAAGGAUGCAACUUGCAAUGCUGUCUGCGAAUUCUAAAAGUAUCUGUGUUGCAUGAGCAGCAAGAGCAGGAGUCAGUUCUUGGCAUGCAGAGAUUGCGUUUCUCAUGCGUGAUUGGCAUCAAGAAGGCUCUCAAAAAAUCUGUGACGCUAGCACCAGCAUCACAGACCUCACGGGUCACGCAAAAUGUGCAUGACAAGCUCCGAUUCUUCCAGACCCAGGAGACAUAUUUGCAUUUCAUAUUCUAUGGAGCUGAGCGAGUUACCAUACUUGAAAAACGUCAUGAAUUUGUAUCAAUGCAAGCCGCAGCUUCAGCCUCAGUGGGGGCAGCGGGCGUAACGGUACAACAGCAAGAGAUCUACGACUGGAAAUCGCGGAACUGAUUCGGGAGGAGCAGGAGGACCGAGGAAAUUUGCGGUACUUGCACGAAUUGAAAGCACAAAAACAGCGCGGGAGCGGUGGAGGAACCGCUUCAGCUUCUUCCUCUUCAGGGGACUUCCAUAGUCGACCAAUGAUCAAUACCAUGGGCGCUAAUUUGGGCAUCAUAGGUCGUGGAGCUGGAGCUACAACCUCUUCGUCAUCUGCCUCGAGCAGUAGCGCCGCUGGUGGCCCCGCUAGUGCCGCAACAAGCACCGGACCAGUAGUUGCAACCACUACAGCGUCCUCCACGCAGACCAGCUCUACUCCCGCUCAUCAUGCGGAGCAAAAGCAAGAUUCCCGACCCUACCCGGUUUUCCUCUGUGGGAUUUCGCAGGGCGGGGUGAUGGCCCUGCACAUUGGGGUUGCAGCGGCGCUGUUGCACGAGAAUCCAGUCAUAUAUGCUCUGCAAAAGUAUCGUACUCGUACUAAUUGCAAAUAGGCAUGACAAAUCUUUUUCCGAAGUGAAAACAGAAUUACAAAUUGCAUUUGUCGUGCUGAGCUAAUUUGUAAUGCAAUUUUUACUAGUACUCCGAUACUUUUGCAAUGCAUAUCAUACCCGCGGGGGUUAUUUCCUACCACGCCAUGCCACAUCGACUGUCGGUGUCGGAUUACAUUAUGCCUUUGAUGAAAAAUUGGCAGAACCGACUUCUUCUCACCGCCGCGGAGGCAGCGAGCAGUAGUGGCGGAGGUGAUCAUGCUGCUGCUGCGGCAUCUUCCUCGUCGGCAGGAACAGGAAGUGGAGUAGAAAUGAACCAUGUUGCGCAAAAGCAGGCCAUCAUUUUCCACGGCGAAGAAGAUGCUGAAGCCGCGGCUCUGCGACUCCCCCCACCCCCGACGACCACUGUCCGCGCGAUGUCGAUCGACGAGGAGGAUGAAAAUGCUGCAACUACCGCUGCUGCUGCCCACAUUGCGGCGCAACCGACACCGGCAGGGCAGGAGGCGGCGCAGAUGGGCAGCGAAGAUCAGGAUGUGGGUUCAUCCAACAACGUUACCAUGACAACUGGCAGAAGUAGUACAAGCGGCGUUGCACCAGAAACCUCCGCAGGAACAACGAGCACGGGAAGUGUAAGUGAGCAAGAUCUAGCUCGUCCGGCGUUUCUCGGACAGGAUGGCUUUGAACAUCAAGAUGGGAACUAUCCACAGUAAAUUUCCCGUACACGUACAAAUGCAGUCUCUGCAUGACAAAACUUGCCUUCAGUCCUAGUCUAGCAUGACAAGUUGGACACUGCAAGUUGGCGAAAUUUGUCAUGCAUUUUGUACAUCAUUUACGGAAAAUUUACAUUGCAUAGGAACGGUACAGACCACACUGACAGUGACAUACAGGAUGUGGAGAUGAAUGAAGACGAACCAGAUCCCGAGGACGAAGAGGAGGAUGGUGAGGACCGGCGACGCGGAAGGGCUGGUGCUCAUCGAGGCUUUUUAGCCGCUGGGGGCCGGGGCGCGCCGGGUGCUAGAAGCAACACUUCUGGUGCACAACAACCGCCCCGGCGACCUGCUGGAUUUGCGUUGCAGCCCGUGCUGGCUGCAGAAGGCGAGGACAGAGGUGGAAAUGACGGGGAAGACAUGGACGACGAUGAGCAAAACCCACCGAAUGCGAACCCAGAACAUCAACAGGUCCAGGCGGCACACCCGACCACCUCGACUGCGAGCACCACACCGCUGAGCGUUCCUUUUCCGCCGGCAGCGGAGUCGGUCACGAAUCUUCCUGGCUCUCCUACACGACCCCAGCAAAUAAACGGUCAACAACUAUCCUCCCUUCCCGCACUAAGUUCCCCCUGGCGGCAGAUUCCGGUCCGUAUGUACGCCAGUAGACGCGACGGCAUCUUUCCGGGAGAUUUUGUAAAGCAGAAAGCGGACGACUUGUUCCUGAAUAAGCUGGAAAUGACGGACUACAAGAUUACCAUCCAGCCGGACAAACAGCACGCGGAUCCGUCCGGACCAAAAACGCUGGCGGAAAACAUUUUCAACCUGCUGCGCCAACGGGACGCGGACGCAAAAUUUUUACCGUAGGCGGAGGGAAAAGGCUGUAGCAGUAUGUGUACGAAAUAGAGUCGUAGGCAAAGCUCUUUGUCAUGCGGCUGCACGGGACUAACAAAAUGAAAAUUCGCUUCAAGCAAGACUCGUGCUGUAAGAUCUACUACAGAGUGGCUCCUGGUGUUACAGGAAGUAGGACGAGCGCUCGACGCAGAUGACAUUAAUAAGAAUCAGAUGAAGAUAAAGCCCGAUUUUGAAGCAGCACUAGUAGCAAGAACUCGGGCGGUUGUUCUACACCAGGUCUACGACGCUAUCCAAUUUUGAGCCUCCAGUAUCCUGGAGGACACAAAAAUUCGUCUGUGUCUGUCUCUGUGUUUGCACCGAGGCUGCGGCGCUUAGGAGUAGAUCUUUUUCAUCAUGGAUGGUCGACUGCAAGUGGAAAUACAAAUAGAAAAUGAAAGCAUAUACCAAUGAGGCUCGCCUCCUUUUCAUCUCCCCACAACUUGUUCGGCCUACACAAAAAUCUGAUUAUGCAGUGAGACUGCACGGAUGAAUGUCUUUCAACACUGGCAUAGCGGUAAACCCAGCAGCAGAACGUCCGGCCGUAAAAGCGCGCGUAACGGUACAACAGCGAGAGAUUAAUCCUUGGAAAUAUCCAUAUCUACCUGCAUAUUUGCAAAAUGUAGCGAAAGGCAACCCGCUACCGGGCCUGCCAUGUUUAUUUUUCACGCCCGCGCCCGACGUUUUCGCGUCAGCGAGUUGCUAGGGAGGAGAGCGGAAGCCGGAGGCUCAUUCUCUGGCACCGCUGGCGCAGUUAGUUGAUAGCGAAUACAUCCUAGCGCUACCCCUUUGGCGAAGGGUCAGCCGAACGGAUAUGCGGCUGCACCAGAGCCGCGCGAAUCCAGGCGCGCUGAUUGUUUGCAAUUCUGCAACUGGGCCAAACGCAGCGGCUGUAGCGCGCCGCAACUGGCUCCAGCCUCGCAAUAGUGGCGGUCGGCAACUCUUUUUAGCGACCGGCGUGGCGUGUCGUCUUGCAAUUUUAGGAUGCGGAAAAGCAGGCCGCCAGCAUUCGCCAAAGCCGGGCGCCAUUCGUGAAAAGCCUCCAGGUGGCCUUCCGGCCAGCGCGCAUGCACCCAAAAAGCGCAGCAAAUCCGAGGAAAGCACCUCCACCGAGCGCUAGCCCACCGCGCAACAUGCCUAGUAGCAGUAUUUCGCUGAGCAUGCCCCGCUGCUCCAGAAACUCUUGGCCGUACUUCAGCCGGGUCGCAAAGCACUCGCCCACGGUUCCGGUGCGAUCGGGAAAUACUGCCAGGCAUCUUGGGUUCGCAUAAAGAUGUCGCAUGAAGACCAAUACCCCAAACAAAUACCCCUUGAAGGAGGUACUUGCUGGGGGUAUUCGUCAUCGUUGUGCACCGAGCUGAGUCCAAAAAUCCCGGGGGGUAUUGAUGGGGGUAUUCGUACGGGGUAUUGCUUUGGGGUAUUCGUACGGGGUAUUGCUUUGGGGUAUGCGUUUUCGCAUUGGGUGAGCUUGGCGAAGGUGAAACGCGAGCGGGAAAUUUCCAUCAUUGCAAAAUCCCAAUUUGUGUUUCACCCAAACCCGAGCGGGGAAUUUCCAUCAUUGCAAAUUGUAGCUUGCCUCUCACCCAAACCCGAGCGGGGAAUUUCCAUCAUUGCAAAUUGUAGCUUGCCUCUCACCCAAACACGAGCGGGGGAUUUCCAUCAUUGCAAAAUGGCGAGCGUCAAUACUUUCAACUCCCCACACCGUCUGACUUCCAAACCCGAGGAUUUGGCGGAUGGCUGGUCGCCUCGUCAACUCCUACGCGCGCGGAGACAUAUCCAGACGAAGCCUGGGCGCAGCCUCGCGCCCAGGCUUCGUUCGGGUGUAGAAGGUGCGCAACACAGGGACGCCGCACGGCAGGCGGCUCCACACAAAAGUCAGAGCGCUGCUCCUGGCCUCGCCUGCAGCCCCACUCCCCUCUCCCUUUGGCUUCCCGGAAGGUCUCGGUCUUCGGCACUUUCUUUUGGCCAGUGCGGAAAACCGGGCAGCGGGCGUAACGGUACAACAGCAAGAGAUCUACGACUGCGACGGUACCUUAGCGCUGCGCCACUGCUGCUGUGCACGGCGGGAUAAGGAUGAUCAGUAGGAUCGUCUAGACUACGGUGAAGAAGAUGUUUUUUUUUUUUGCGAAUGGUACUAAACGCUUUAAGCCUUAGCAGGCUCGCCUGUUUUACAAGUGGCACGAUCAUAAGAGAUGAAAGAACAGAAUGCGAAUGAGCAAAGUGAUCGCGGACUCUAUUUUCC
Molecule: messenger RNA, 9632 nt
Organism: Amoebophrya sp. A120
Lineage: Eukaryota; Dinophyceae; Syndiniales; Amoebophryaceae
Source: the annotation of a GenBank genome assembly